AUGCGUCUGCGUCGCUUAGUGGAGAUAAAACAAUCUGGCAAGUGCCAUGUGCCCCAGGAAGUGGUCGAUGACUUCAAGACGGGGGGUGAGUUGAAAGAGUGGCUGGAGAUUGCUCUCCUAGAGAGCAUCAAGAAGGUUGGUACGGACCGUUGCAAAUUCAAGGCUGUCAAGGCGGAGUUCAAAGUCCGCUGCAAAGUUGUGAAGGAAAGAAUGCUUCACAAAGAGAAGGAAGUCAAAGGGAAAUGGGUAACCCGUGAGAAGAUGGAGAAGUCAGGGGACUACAGUAGGGAAAGUAUUGCCGCGAUUAUCGCUUACUGUUCCAGAUUCCCGCAGGCUUUGACGAGGCAGUGGAAAUACAAUACCUCUAUUGUGGAAUAUUUUUUGGAGGAUGAAACUACCACGACCCUGCGACUUACCGAGAACCAUCGGCGAACAGAAGAACAUGACCAUGGAGAUCUUGAAGGUGUGGCUCCAGACCAUGGACCCCAAUUUGGAGCUUUGGACAUUGGCCAAGAUGCUGAGCAGCCCGAAGUGGUUGGGGAGCAGGUCACCGCUGACUUGAACAAGUUUAUGGACUCCUUGCAAGGCAAGAUUUCGAGCAUCUUUGACAUGGUAGCAACCAUGAGGGAUCCACAGAACCCAGCCCCUUGUGAGCGGUACAUCCUGCUAGCCAAUGAGCUUGAUGCUGUGUCUAGCAACAUGGAGAAAUCCUUCAAGGUGCUCGCAGAGUGCAUGACCGAGUUGAAGAUGGACAAAGUUGAGAAGCUUGAGCCCCAAAAUGUCAAGUUGGUGGCGCUUGUGGGCAAAAUCAAAACUGAAAAGGAUCUGGUCAAGCAACCGUGUGCUGAGCUCAUCACAUUGGAAGCACAAUACAAGAUGCUCAAGAAAGCAAUUGCCGCAGCAAAGAGAAAGUCUGAACCCAGCCAGAAAGAAGCCGAACCAAAGAAAGCAGCUAAGACGAAAAGUGGCAAGAAUAAGAAGAAGGAUGCUGAGGAUGCUCAGGAAUGGGAGGAGGAUGAAGAAGAGGAACAGCCUGAGAAGAAGACAGGAAAGGCGAAGAAGCCAGGCAAGGGUGAAAAGAGCAAAGGUACGACUUCGGCAAAAAACAACGCCUUGAAGCGCAAGUCCAAGAAGGGCAGUGGAGCCGCAAAGUGA
Molecule: messenger RNA, 1155 nt
Organism: Cladocopium goreaui
Lineage: Eukaryota; Dinophyceae; Suessiales; Symbiodiniaceae
Source: the annotation of a GenBank genome assembly